CUCUACUGCACUUAGUGAAGGCACCAAUGCCAUAUUCAAGGACAACAUCACGUCAACUCACAACGUGAUAAGCUUCCUACAAGAGUACCAGAAGAUUUCAGAAACUAUACAAGAUAAGGAGCGGGAGCAAGACUCUAUCACUAGAACAACUUCGCCAACAUUGUGGGCAUGAAGUGAACUUGAGUUGCAAGCUGCAAAAAUGUACAACCGAAAGAUAUUUUACAGAUUCCAACAACAGAUAAAGUUUGUGUUGAAUUUGCAUGUUGAAGAGGUUGAGAGAAAUGUGAAAUAUGAAGUUUACAAGAGACCAAUGCUAGCUGAAAAAGAUUUCAGAACAAGAAGAUUUAUUGUGAUUGUGAACAUGCAGCAACAGGAGUUCAGUUGUAUUUGUGGGAAAUUUCAGAAGGAUGGCAUUGUGUGCAGCCAUGUCUUGAGAGUACUUUCUCAUCUCAACAUGUCUAUGCUGCUAGAGAAAUAUUACAUAGACAGGUGGAGGCCAAAAAAUACAAAGGACAUACGGGACAUCCGUUUCAAUGUUCCUUUGGAACUGACUGCUGGAAGUCAACACUUAAGGUAUACCUUGCUCUCCAACAGGCUCAAUGAGAUGGCCUCAGAUGGUGCAUCAACAAACAGAAAAUAUCUAUAUGUUGUAGCAGGAAGUGAAAGGGUGCAACAGAGGUUGGAUGAGAUGACUAAAGAAGAUGAACUUGCAGAAGCACAACAAGCAAAUAUUGACAAGGACACAACAGAGUUUGAUGUAGGACCGCAUCCUGAUGGCUAUGGGGACAAUCUUCAGGAUCCUGAUGUUGCAGUAUCAAAAGGGCGUCCACAAAAAGGACGUUACAAAACUUUCAUGGAAGGUUUACUAUCUAAACAGAAAGUCACAUGCAGUCGUUGUGGGGAGCCUGAUCACUAUAAAAAUAGUUGUACGGCAAGACCUGAAGAUAUCGAUUUGGCUCACAAAGAAAAAGUCAGCCGCAAACAUGUCUCAGCCUCUGCUGGGACAUCUACAGAGAAGCAGCCAGCUCAUGCAAAACCGAGCAAGAAGGCGAGAAAAGGAAACUGAGAAACUGGGUGCUACAAGUUCAAGAAGGCAUUGGUUUGGUUUUUUGAUUGUCCCUGCGAGCACUGAAAAAAAUGUAAAAAUGAGCCAAGUGUGGUCCUCGUUCUGCCAACGAACAGAAACCAAAGAAAAGAACUAUAUGAUGGUUCAUGGAUGAUAGCACUUUUGCUAUACUAUUUUAAGAAAAAUGCUGAUGUUUCUAUCUUUUAUUUGUACUGUGAAAAAAACUAGGGAAAAAAUGUUUCCCGUGGGGGUAGCGACACUUACAUUACCCCAGUUGGUUACUUAAGGUUCUUGAUCCACUUUUUUGCUUGUGCUAUUUAGCUAGCUUCUGUCCAGUAAGAAUUUUGAAAACCUGCACAAAAGAAAGAAGGAGGAGAAGUGAUAGAAA
Messenger RNA from Triticum urartu, 1454 nucleotides. RefSeq lists its product as uncharacterized. The record is from RefSeq and is a predicted model, not a curated record. Lineage: Eukaryota; Viridiplantae; Streptophyta; Magnoliopsida; Poales; Poaceae. Gene Ontology annotation, biological process: regulation of DNA-templated transcription. Gene Ontology annotation, molecular function: zinc ion binding.